Dermacentor andersoni is the source of this 1075-nucleotide messenger RNA. RefSeq lists its product as uncharacterized. NCBI's taxonomy places the organism in Eukaryota, Metazoa, Arthropoda, Arachnida, Ixodida, Ixodidae. The record is from RefSeq and is a predicted model, not a curated record.
GGGAGCAGAUGCGGUGACCGCGGCGGCGUUUGUGUCGGCGUGGUGUGGUACCGUAUAAAAAGAAAAUGUAUGAUUUCAUAAUGCAUGCAGCCCAUGUAUGCAGCCCAAACAGCUUCGCUGAUAAUCCGUCCCCAUAUGAAUGUUGCGGCCCCACGAAUUUUAUUUUAUUCCUACUUUCCAUCGACGGUAUAGUCAACACGUGCCAGAAAGUAUGCGCAACUGGUGCGCGCUGACUUGAACAUUUCGCAGACUCACGGCCCCGGAGUGUGCGCGAGGUGACAGCCUUUUGAACCCCUAGCGGAGAAAAAAAAAAGCCGCACUGCCAGCCGAUCACUUGGUUCUCGCGCAUCGGCACAGCUGUCCAGCGUCCGACGCCCGAAGGAGCGCGGAACAUUUUGCGAGGCGCCCGUGCAAGGCAAGACGCGCGCAAGGUUAGGUUACCUGACGAAAUGUCCUACCUUCAGCGUCAAAACCUUAGAGAAUUGUCGCUGUCAAGGCCACGAUGAGCCUCGUGGUCGGCGACCUUGAUAAUGACGGCGAGGGAGAACGCAUUGUCAUCGAGCCUUAUCACUCCUCGUCAUUGCUGAGCUCGGAGACAGCGCUGCUGUUUCUCUCCGUGGCCAUCCUGGCUGCGGCGACGGCCUGCUGCUGGUGCGGCUUCUACGUUGCCUCAAAGCGCAGGCGAUUCUCCGCCUACCUUCACCAGCUACACGCGCCGUCCGAAGCCUCGACAUCGACAGAAGCCGAGGUCAAGACGCUACCGCGGCUUUCGUCGGCCCACAACCUAGUUUACGCGCACUACCUGCAGCCACACCUGAACACCGGUGCCCCACCUCUUCCCCCUCUUCCCCAGCUGCAUACGUCCCUGGAAAUGGACUGCCGGCCUCCGGGCUUCAAACACAUCCACUGUCAUUAUGUCUCGUAGCACAGGCUUGCUCUCUUACUAUGUGCCAAUGACCGACCAGUUUUCGGUUUUAUUUUAUCGCCAUUCGUCUCGUUUGUUUGUUCGUUUUUACCACAGUGGCGUGUUUUUAGUACAUAGCUCUACCAAUAAAAAUGAGGUUCCAACUGUUCA